Messenger RNA from Dufourea novaeangliae, 1585 nucleotides. It is a transcript of the gene Spindly, whose product is annotated as protein Spindly. NCBI's taxonomy places the organism in Eukaryota, Metazoa, Arthropoda, Insecta, Hymenoptera, Halictidae. The record is from RefSeq and is a predicted model, not a curated record. Bases 283 to 1476 code for a protein of 397 amino acids. The transcript has 5 exons.
GAUACAUACAUACACGUUAAAUGUAACCAAUGCCCCCUCUACCCCCCGGGGAACUUCAGCAUCCUUUCCCGCCAAAUUUUUCUCCUUUCGCUUGGAGAAACAAAAACGAAAAACCAGGCGGAUAGGAGGUGAUACAGGGUACAGGACAAAGAGAGAAGGGAGCGGUACCGACAAAAUUGGCUGCUUUGACCCGUGAAAAUAUAUAUUAACAAGGACAACCGUUUCAGUUCAAAGACAACCCGAAUCAUAGGAUUAUAAGACGAAACAUAACCUUGUUCAGGUAUGUCGGCACGCGGGCCAAUCAAUAAGGCAAAUAAUGAAGAAUACACCGAAGAAGAUUCAGAAGGAGUCAGUGAUCGUUGUUAUCGUCUGCUGAAAACCGACUACGAAAUAUGCCGGCAAGAAAUACACGACAUAAAACGGAAAUUCGAAUUAAACGAAGCAAUGCUUCGAGAAGUUCAAGAGACGAAUGAAUUACUCGAGCAUACUUUCGAACAACGAGUUUCGGAGAAGGAACAAAUUAUUUCUGAAGUUGAAGAGAAAUACCGUCUUACAACUAAAGAAUACGAAAAUAUCAUUUCGGGACUCGAAACAAAAUUAGCAAAACAGUCGACGGAAAUUGAAAAAUUGCGUCAAUGCGUUAAUCAGCAAAAAGAAACUGAAUGCGUGGAAACUGUGAAUCAAGUAGCAAAUAUUUCCCUUCAGGCAGACAAUGCUUCCCUUAAAAAACGCAUCGAUGAGCUUACACUAAUGUUACGCGAUGAAAAACAAAGAUCUCAAAGUGCCGUAGAAACGAUCGAUGAACUGAGAGCACGAUGCAAUGAAUUUGAAUAUGUUGUUCGGAAUAUCAAAGAACAGUUGAAUGAGAAAAGCACAGCUUUAGAAGAUGCUCGAGCUGAGCUCGCACUAAGUCGUACAGAGGCAGGAUCCCUGAAUAUAAAUCCUAUAGCUGAUACAUCUAAAGGAAAUUCACUUUUUGCCGAAGUAGAAGAUCGCAGACGAAACGUAGUGGACAAAAUGAACACAUUACGCGAUAAGUACACAGAAGUGAAACGAAUAUGCAAAGCACAAGUGGCAGAGAUCAAAACUUUAAGAACAGAACGAAUUGCAGUACUUAGCAAGUGGGAAAAUGAUACAGAUCAUGCUCUAGCAGAAAAUAAUGAAUUAAUUCAGAAAUACAAGAACAGGAUAUCUGAUCUUGAAAGAAAGUUGAAGUCUGAGAUUAAGAAAAAUGACGAGACAAAACAAUUGAAUUUUAAAGAUGCGUCUUUUGGGUAUUUUCAAUCUUUACUGGAUACCAAGAAAAAGGAAACAGAUGAACUUCGUAUAAAAGUAGAAGACCUAUCCACGCGUUUGUUAGUACAAGAAGAAACUAAAAUGAACAUUACCAAACAGCUACAGUACUCGCGACACAAGACAUCGUUGCUGGAAGUAAUUCUAUUUAAAUCUUAUUGCGCUCAAGAAUGUAACUCUUGAAUGUAACUGUAGGAAGUUAUUUUAUUCUCCAGGCUCAAGUAUCUGUUCUAGAAGGUGAGUUAACGUUACGAUUUGCAGACAAUAAGAACGCUAAAAUGCACGUAAAAGA